Molecule: messenger RNA, 1656 nt
Organism: Lachancea meyersii CBS 8951
Lineage: Eukaryota; Fungi; Ascomycota; Saccharomycetes; Saccharomycetales; Saccharomycetaceae
Source: the annotation of a GenBank genome assembly
AUGUACUGGCGGUGGGGGAAACAAGCAGUUCGAAAGGGUUUCUGGUGCGUAAAACGGUUUAAAUCGUGUAACGCAUGUGGGGUUAAGCUCCAGAGCCAAAACCCGGCGAAAAUUGGGUUUUAUAAGCCGCCAAAGGCUUCCCUGCGACCUAUAGAAACAGCUCAUCUACGAGACUUGAAGGAACUGAAAUACAUGCUGUUUAGCCAGGGCGUCAAGGGCUUGCAAGAGGAGGAACAGAAGAAGAAAGAAGAGUUUGGUGAACAUGAUGCAGACGAAGAAGGGCCCGAAAACACCAAACUUGUGUGUAAACGGUGCAGUGAUGCCCUCUAUCAUAAUAACUACGACGCAGAGGGGUUCCGUCGUUUUUCGGCACAGGAAGUCCACCGUUUUGUGCCAAAAGGUUCAAAUGUGUUCCACGUCGUUUCCCUCGCGCAGUUCCCGUUUCAUUUUGAUCGACAACUGUUCGCAGAUCCAGACCUCAGCACGGCUUUAUUGCUCUCCAAGGGCGAUCUCAUCACACCAGACAAAGGACUUUUGCAGCGAAAAGCGCCAGUCUUUUUUGGCGACUUUCUGCGUUCAAAACUAAAAAUUUCGUCUGGCAAGGCCGUGGCCUUCUCUGCUACGCAGAAAUGGAACGUUCAGAGCGUAUAUUCGGUGCUUCGUGGCAAUUCGUACCUGCUGGGAAGCCCGAAUUCCGGCAAAUCGACACUUAUCAAUACUCUCCUAGCACGGUACGGAGGACGUAAAGGCGACACAGAGAGUGGAAACGACCGUUUGAGUGCCAAUGUCACCCACGAAAUUGGUGCAGGCGUCUCGCAUCUCCCAAACAUGACUCGCAACCAACAAUCGUUUUUGGUCGGGGAAAAAACCGUGAACGAUCUACCAGGGUAUAGCAAAGAGACACAGAACGUGUCCUUGGAUGCUCUCGUUGAGCCCAAGUUUUUAGAAAGGGUACGAAAAACGCAUCUGUUUUCCAAGUCGAAAUUGGUCAAGCAGACCUAUGAUUCGCUUAAAGGCAGCAGCCACGGACGCUGCUACACCGUUAGCGGGUUAUUUUACCUCAUUCCACCUGCUGGCACCAUAAAUCAAGUGAUCAACUUCAUCCCAGGUAAUGAGAAGCAGUAUCAUAGCCUCGAAAAAGCAUUGUCGGUAGUCGAACGGGAGCUCAACUCUGAAAGUGGGGCUUCAAAGCAGUUUGUUGGUGUUGCACAACCUUUGGCUUCCAAAAACAAUUUUGUUCGCCAUAUACUGCCGCCAUUCCAGGGCACCGUGGAGGUGGUCUUAAAAGACAUUGGCCAUUUCCAGCUGAAGGCUACAGGAAAAUAUGAAUUUUUGGGCCUGUACGAAAUCUGGGUGCCCAAGGGCAUAGACGUCUGCAUUCGUGAACCUAUGGUGCGCUUGAUAGAGAAGGGUUACGAAACGCACCUUGAGUCUCGUGGCAAGAAGAGUUCAUUCCCGGGGAAACGUCCUGUGUUCAGCUCUACAUAUCCAAUGGAGUUCGAAGAAAAUGCCACGCUAAGUCAAGUGCAAGAAAUGUACUUAGAACGAACCAAAAAUAACCUCAUGAGCAGAAGGCUUCUUGACACUGAUCCAAUGCAAACUAUUGGCCAGGUCCAGGUGGAACCACCUAAUCUAUAUUGGUAUUACGAAUGGUGA